AUGCGCGCCCCGCCGCUGCUGCUGCUGCUGGCCGCCUGCGCGCCUCCGCCCUCCGCCGCCGCCGUCCCGACGCCGCCGGGCUGGGAGCCGGCGGCCGACGCGCCCUGGUGCCCCUACAAGGUGCUGCCCGAGGGCCCCGAGGCGGGCGGCGGGCGCCUGUGCUUCCGCAGCCCCGCGCGCGGCUUCCGCUGCCAGGCGCCCGGCUGCGCGGCGCACGCCUCGGCCGGCCGCUCGCUGCGCGCCAGCGUCCUGCGCAACCGCACGGUGCUGCUGCAGUGGCGCCUGGCGCCAGCCGAGGCGCGCCGCGUGCGCGCCUUCGCGCUCAACUGCUCGUGGCGCGGCGCCUACACGCGCUUCCCGUGCGAGCGCGUGCUCCUGGGCGCGUCCUGCCGCGACUACCUGCUGCCCGACGUGCACGACGGCGUGCGCUACCGCCUGUGCCUGCAGCCGCUGCCGCUGCGCGCCGAGCCCGCCGCCGCCGCCCCGGAGCCCGCCGGGCCCGCCGAGUGCGUGGAGUUCGCUGCCGAGCCGGCCGGCAUGCGGGAGAUCGUGGUGGCCAUGACGGCGGUGGGCGGCUCCAUCUGCGUCAUGCUGGUGGUCAUCUGCCUGCUCGUGGCCUACAUCACCGAGAACCUCAUGCACCCGGCUUUCGGGCGCCCUGGCCUGCGCAGGCAGCCCUGAAGCACCAGGCGAGCGGCCCACCGGCGCUCCGCCUGCCCGAGAUUGGCGCCCGCUCCCCACUCGUCGCUCCUGCUCCCUCCUUAGGAUGUCCACGCAGGGCCUGCUGGAGACCGGUAGGGCCCCAGCCCGCCAGGGCCUUGGAGUCAUUGCACGACCUUCCUAGCCCGGCAUCCGCCUCCCACACUCCAGGUCGGGACUGACCCUUGGGCCCGCGAGGGGGUGCCAGCCUCGACCAGGGCUCUCCCUGCUUUCCAGAGGCCUUUACUGGGGCCGCCGGGACUUACUGCCCCUUCUAGCAAGAGCCAUUGGCAUCCCCGGGUCAUCACGCUGUACCUGUAGCCUGUGCCAGGUUGGAAAAAACAGGCUGUCGUCAUUGCUUGGUCACUGUGUGCUUUGCCGACUGGAGGAGGCCCCUUGGAGCCUGUCCUCUCCCCACCUCACCCCAGUGGGCUUAGAUUAGCGUCGUGCCUUAGUGUCUUGGGGCCCCCGCGGGAGCCAACCACUGGUCCUGUGCUGUCGAGGGGGCCUGUGGCCCUGGCACUGGCUGGCUUGUGUUCUAUCCAGCCAGAGCCCCCUGGGAAACCCCCCUGCAAGCUUUGCAGGAGCCUCAAUUGUGGGUAAGCAGCAUCUCGGGCUGUUUCCCUCCUUGGGCGUCUGACAUGCUGUGAACCAAGAUGGGCCGGGCCUCUGGUGGGCGUGUCCAGGGGCAGUGCCCUCUGACCUUGGGGGAGGCUGGCAGUUCUCCAGGGCUGCCUCUCUUUCUUUUGUGGGUGCUGCUUCUGAUGAGGGCUUUCCGUGGCGAGUGGGGGCAAGUGGCUGGGAGGAGAGGGCUCCUCUCAGAUGACAGCGUGUGUCCGGAGAGCAGAAGAAUUGAGGCCAGCCUGGCCUGGCACAGCUUGUCACUGCGGUCUGGAUCCCAAGCCUCCACCACGGCGUGACGGACGGCACCACCCCCCGCUUGCUCACGCUGGCGGCCAAGAGCCCAGGAUCUGGCUGGUGACGCUGGUACCCACCGCACUGAAGGCCGGCCUCGUCCCUUCCUGGGAAGACCCGAGCCAAGGUUGCUUCCUGAGCCGGGCACCUGGCCUCACCAGGAGGGGUCAGGCGCACUCGGCUCUCUGCGAGUCCCCGACUAUGACCAUCCUAGACCUGGCACUUCUGGAGUCACUGUGGCUAACCCCCGCCCACGCCCACCCCCACCCCGGCGGCCA
Molecule: messenger RNA, 1892 nt
Organism: Enhydra lutris kenyoni (northern sea otter)
Lineage: Eukaryota; Metazoa; Chordata; Mammalia; Carnivora; Mustelidae
Product: fibronectin type III domain containing 10
Exons: 1
Coding region: 1-681 (226 amino acids)
Source: RefSeq, a predicted model, not a curated record